AUGCUCAAGCCGGAAGACAGAUUCUUCGCCCUAGAGGGCAGUAUCUACCCAGGCGGCCCAAGCACUUGGUACGUAAUGGAUUGGGACCAGCGUCGCCUUAUCUCAGUGACUAUGGACGAGGAACUUGAAUCAGCAGACCCAGCAAUCGAGCAACUCUCAAAACAUGUAGACGAUCUGGAACCGGAUGUUUUUGAACUUCGUGUUUCAUCUCACGGCGACUUGAUAUCAACAUCUACAAACCCAGAAGACGACAACACUUUUUGCCCAUUCUACCCCCCCCUUGAGGCAACCGGAAAGGCAGAUAUUCAAACCAUUCCCAGGUCAAAACUGGAAGAACUGGAUAGACUGGGGCCCCUGGUGGAUCUUGUCACAGAUCUCCAAUCCUCCAAGCCCAGCGAAAAGCUUGUAUUCAAGUACUACUUCGUCUAUCAACGCAUGUCUCGUGUAUGGAACGAGAUGAACCUGUGGAUGCGUUUGCCCAAACAUCCAAAUAUCGUGUCUUUCGACAAGAUAGUCGUGGAUGAGCUGGAAGGUCGCUGCAUUGGGUUUACAACCAAAUAUAUCGCUGGAGGAACACUCGAUGAAAACAAAUCUCGAAUUUUUAAGCUCAAGUGGCUUCAUCAAUUAAUCGCUGUUAUCGAUGAGCUAAACUUGAAUCUCGGGAUUGCUCAUCAAGACGUCGCACUUCGUAACCUGGUUAUCGACGAUCUGACGGAUUCCUUGAUGAUUUUUGACUUUAAUUUCUCAGCUCGCAUUGGAGAUAUGGGAUUUAGUCAGGCUCGGAAUGAUGUUGAUGGGGUUAUAUUUACGAUAUAUGAACUCAUCACUGGGCACGACGAGCUACGCUCCGUAGAGCAUGAAAAACAAAACGUCUCAGACAUCGAGGGGAUGAAGUGGAUCAAGCACCCUGAUGUUCAGCUCGACCACCCCGUUGCGGAGUUCCGCAAGCUUCUCGAUCAAUGGUCUACAGGGCGGCGAAAAGAUGCCAACCGCAUCAAUAUAUAUAAAGACGCUCCGAACUACAUCGAAUGGCCAGGAAUACCCCGGCCACCACCUUCUGAAAUUGGGACUAAUUAUAUAACCGGUCCUAUGAUAGAAUCCCACGGCUUGUGGAGUAUGGGGAGAAGAGAUAUGCUAGAACAAGGAAAAGCAGUUUUGAACUGGCAACGUCCUGCUCAAACAAGGCUCAAGCCUGGUGAAAGAAUUUUGGAAACUGGUAAAUAUAUUUAG
This is a messenger RNA of Fusarium sp. VM40, 1230 nucleotides long. Lineage: Eukaryota; Fungi; Ascomycota; Sordariomycetes; Hypocreales; Nectriaceae. The record is from the annotation of a GenBank genome assembly.